UCGGUGGUGGCUCCGCUCGCGGCCCCGCAGGAAGCCUCGACCCAGCGUCCCGCCGCCGACCCGAUCUGCAGGAUAAUGUGGUAUGUCAGCACUCGGGGCAUGGUGCCUCGGGUCGACUUUGAGGGGGCCCUCUUCUCAGGCUAUGCGCCAGAUGGAGGGCUAUUCAUGCCUGCAGAAGUGCCUCAGCUGAGCAGGGAGACCCUCCUGGAGUGGAGUGAAUUCUCCUACCCGCGCCUGGUGAAGGAGCUGUGUGCGCUCUUCAUUGGCCCUGAGCUCAUUCCCAGAGAUGCUCUAAACGACUUAAUCGACCAGGCCUUCAGCAGAUUCCAGCACCCAGAGGUGGUUCACCUGGCUAGGCUGAAAGAUGGGCUGAAUGUGCUGGAGCUGUGGCAUGGGGUCACAUUUGCCUUUAAGGACCUGUCCUUGAGCUGCACAGCCCAGUUCUUGCAGUACUUCCUGGAGAAGAGGAAGAAGCACGUGACAGUGGUUGUAGGGACCUCUGGGGACACAGGGAGUGCUGCCAUUGAGAGUGUUCAAGGAGCCAAGAAUGUGGACAUUGUUGUACUGCUGCCAAAAGGUCACUGCACAAAGAUUCAGGAACUCCAGAUGACAACGGUGCUAAGGGAGAAUGUCCAUGUGUUUGGAGUGGAAGGAAACAGUGAUGAGCUGGAUGAACCCAUCAAGGCUGUGUUUGCUGAUGUGCCUUUUGUCAAGAAGCACAACCUGAUGAGCUUGAAUUCAAUCAAUUGGUCCAGGGUCCUUGUGCAAAUGGCCCACUUCUUCUUCGCUUACUUCCGGUGUGCACCAUCCUUAAACACACAACCGCUGCCGCCUGUGGAGGUGGUUGUGCCAACGGGCGCUGCUGGUAACCUUGCAGCUGGCUUCAUCGCUCAGAAGAUGGGCCUGCCUGUCCGCCUGGUCGUGGCAGUCAACUGCAAUGACAUCAUCCAUAGGACAGUCCAGCAGGGUGACUUCUCUCUGUCCAAGGAUGUCAAACCAACCUUGGCAUCAGCAAUGGACAUCCAGGUACCCUACAACAUGGAGAGGAUUUUCUGGUUACUGUCCAGCUCUGACAGCCAGCUGACCAAAACUCUCAUGGAGCAGUUUGAAAGAACCCACAGUUUGCAUCUACCCACAGAGCUGCACAGCCAGCUUUCAGGUGCUGUCACAUCUGUGUGUGUGUCCGAUGCGGCCAUCCUGGGGACCAUGCGGCGAUGCUGGGAGGAGAACCAGUACUUCCUGUGCCCGCACACAGCCGUGGCCGUGAGCGUCCACUACCAGCAGGCGGACAAGCAGCAUUCCAGCACCCCCCGAUGCUGCCUGGCCCCCGCAUCUGCAGCCAAGUUCCCAGAAGCUGUCUUGGCUGCGGGGCUGACCCCAGAGACCCCGGCGGAGAUCCUGGCCCUGGAGACCCGUGAGACACGCUGCAUCCCUAUGCAGAGGGGAGACGACUGGACACGAAUGCUCCGGAGCACCAUCGAGGACAUCAGCAGCCGAGGGGGUUCCCUUUCCUGAGCAGGCCAGCUGCAGUGGCUUCCUCAGGCCUCAGCACCCUUCAAAGGCCA
Molecule: messenger RNA, 1565 nt
Organism: Suncus etruscus (white-toothed pygmy shrew)
Lineage: Eukaryota; Metazoa; Chordata; Mammalia; Eulipotyphla; Soricidae
Gene: THNSL2
Product: threonine synthase like 2
Exons: 9
Coding region: 76-1515 (479 amino acids)
Biological process (GO): 2-oxobutyrate biosynthetic process; dephosphorylation
Molecular function (GO): pyridoxal phosphate binding
Source: RefSeq, a predicted model, not a curated record